Mauremys reevesii (Reeves's turtle) is the source of this 2299-nucleotide messenger RNA. It is a transcript of the gene ADORA2B, whose product is annotated as adenosine A2b receptor. NCBI's taxonomy places the organism in Eukaryota, Metazoa, Chordata, Testudines, Geoemydidae. The record is from RefSeq and is a predicted model, not a curated record. The coding region runs from base 136 to 1146 and encodes 336 amino acids. Gene Ontology annotation, biological process: G protein-coupled adenosine receptor signaling pathway; vasodilation; adenylate cyclase-activating G protein-coupled receptor signaling pathway. Gene Ontology annotation, cellular component: membrane. The transcript is spliced from 2 exons. Gene Ontology annotation, molecular function: G protein-coupled adenosine receptor activity.
CCACCAGGGGCCCAUGCCCUCCCGGCGGAGCCAGGGGCGAGCUGCGCCCGCCGCCCACUGACGGGCCCCUCCCUGGGCAGGACCAUGGUGAGGGCUCCCAGCCCUGGGCUGGACACCUGAGCAUCGCCUGCCCUCAUGAUGAACACAGCCUACAUCGUGCUGGAGCUGAUCAUCGCUGUGCUCUCCAUCGCCGGCAACGUCCUGGUGUGCUGGGCCGUGGCCAUCAACAGCACCCUGAAGAACGCCACCAACUACAUCCUGGUGUCGCUGGCCGUGGCCGACAUCGCCGUGGGCUUGCUGGCCAUCCCCUUCGCCAUCACCAUCAGCAUUGGCCUCGAGACGGAUUUCCACAGCUGCCUCUUCUUCGCCUGCUUCGUGCUGGUGCUGACCCAGAGCUCCAUCUUCAGCCUGCUGGCCGUGGCCAUCGACAGGUACCUGGCCAUCAAGAUCCCGCUCAGAUACAAGAGCCUGGUGACUGGGAAACGGGCACGAUGGCUCAUUGCCGUUCUCUGGCUCCUGUCCUUUGGGAUUGGACUGACCCCCCUGAUGGGCUGGAACAGAGCCCCUGAUGAGCGGAACAGUCCCUGCCACAAUUCUACGAACAGCUCGGCGCAGCAGCAGGGCUGCUUAAUAAAAUGUCUCUUUGAGAAUGUGGUCACCAUGAGCUACAUGGUCUAUUUCAACUUCUUCGGCUGUGUGCUCCUCCCCCUCUUCAUCAUGUUGGGCAUCUACAUCAAGAUAUUCAUGGUGGCCUGCAAGCAGCUGCGGAAGAUGGAGUUGACGGGUAACUCCAGGACUACGCUCCAGAAGGAGGUCAAUGCGGCCAAGUCUCUGGCCAUCAUCGUUGGGCUCUUUGCCUUCUGCUGGCUGCCCCUGCACAUCCUGAACUGCAUCACCUACUUCCACCAGGACUUUGCCCACAGCAAGCCCGACUGGGUGAUGUACAUGGCUAUCAUCCUGUCCCACGCCAACUCCGUCAUCAACCCCAUUAUCUACGCCUACAAGAUCAGGGACUUCCGCUGCACCUUCCGCAAGAUCCUCACCAAGUACAUCCUCUGCAGGAUGGAGGACGUCCCCAAGGGCUCCAAUGGCAAUAUCCGGCACCUGACUGUCAGCAACCUCAGCUCUGCGCCUGUAUUUAUCUGACCAUGCCUGUCAUCCUGCAGCCUGGCCCUGCCCAACCCAACCCUCCCACCCCUUGUGCCUAUGUGGACAGUGGACCAGGAUUCUGAUGAGUCACACUAUAUAAUGUACAGCUGUAUUUUUUUAAAAUUUUUUAUUUUAACAUAGUGCCUCAUUGGGGAAUAACAUGUCUGGGGAGACAAUGCCCUGCUUACCCUAUCCCCUGACCUUCGAGUUACGGGGUGCUGGUGAUUACAUUUCCUUGUAGGUCAAAGGGUGGAAGCCCUAUGUCCUGGGGUGGGUUUCCCCAGCUGUGCUUCUCAUGUCAGUUCUUGGCCUUUUGGAUUUUAUUUAUUUAAUUUUUUUGGCUCACUCAGAAGGAUGGUUGUGUCGUUGGUUCGUGAUGUACGUGAUGCCACUUUCGUAAAUACUCUAUUUUUUCCAUCAAUUGUUUGAUGCAGGUAGUAUUCUCCAAUGGGAAAUAAUCUUCUGUAGCCCACAUGCUGGUGUAAAACUGAAGCCAUGACCUAGAGGCAGAGGGGAUGGGCUGGUGUUAAUGGGAAAACAAGGCAGUUAAAUCGAGAUCUGGCCUCAUUCCUAAAAGGCUGCCCUGCUCGAAGUCCGAUAAUCGAAAGGAGACAGAGCAGCCUCAAGAUCCUGUGCUCACCCCCUUCCCGAAAGCUGACUGCCCCCCGUGCUCCAUGGAGGCUGGUAGCCUCGCUCCAGCAGUGAACACCUGCUGCUCUUCCAAAAAGCCAAAACCUGCUCCUAUUUACAUUGAGGCUGCUUCAGUGGCCACUGCCGUCAAUGAAAAGAUUCCCCUGAUUCAUGGGCUUUGGGUCAGAUCCCUAGGGCCUGGGCCUGUUACCCCUGAAGUCAAGGGCAAAGCUCACACUGCCUUCAAGAGGUAGGACCCAAGUGUGCGCUGUUCUGUGCACUCAGGUGCUGCUGCUCCUGUUGGCCUUACCCCUAACUGCUGUUCUGAUAACUGUCACCCCAAGGCCAGGCUGCCUUCCCGGGACACUGGGGUGAGCUCAGGAUCUUGAGAAGUCUUUCUCCGAGCUCGGGCAAGGGGGUUCUGUCUGUUUAUCGGAAGGUGCUGGAUGGGAUUUAAUUGGCCUGUGAUGUUAGAAUGCUAUCGUGCAAGCAACAGACCCAUGGCACAGCCCAGCCCUCU